CCUGCACAGCUCAGCAGGACCUCAGCCAUGAGACUUCUCAUCCUGGCCCUCCUUGGCAUCUGCUGUCUCACUGCAUACAUUGUGGAAGGUGUAGGGAGUGAAGUCUCAGAUAAGAGUAUCUGUGUGAGCCUCACUACCCAGCGAUUGCCAGUUAGCAGAAUCAAGACCUACACCAUCACGGAAGGCUCCUUGAGAGCAGCAAUUUUUGUUACCAAACGUGGCCUAAAAGUCUGUGCUGAUCCACAAGCCCGGUGGGUGAAAGACGUGGUCAGGAGCAUGGACAGGAAAUCCAACACCAGAAAUAACAUGAUCCAGACCAAGCCAACAGGAACCCAGCAAUCGACCAAUACAGCUGUGACCCUGACUGGAUAGUAGCCUCUGGCACCCUGUCCCUCUCCAGCCAACCAGCUCAUUUCACUUUACAUGCUCAUGGACUGAGUUUAUACUCACCUUUUAUGAAAGCACUGCAUGAAUAAAAUUGUUCCUUUGUAUUUUUACUUUUAAAUGUCUUCUGUAUUCACUUAUAUGUUCUAAUUAAUAAAUUAUUUAUUAUUAAGAAU
This is a messenger RNA of Nomascus leucogenys (northern white-cheeked gibbon), 560 nucleotides long. RefSeq names its product lymphotactin-like. Lineage: Eukaryota; Metazoa; Chordata; Mammalia; Primates; Hylobatidae. The record is from RefSeq and is a predicted model, not a curated record. Gene Ontology annotation, cellular component: extracellular region. Gene Ontology annotation, biological process: lymphocyte chemotaxis; immune response; neutrophil chemotaxis. Gene Ontology annotation, molecular function: chemokine activity; CCR chemokine receptor binding.